AUGAUGGACAUCAGGAGAGAGCUGUGUACGGAGAGGAUCGGAGGUGUUUACACACACACACACACACACACACACACACACAGAUUAUAAGUGGAGAUGAACAUACACCUGCUUAACCUGUUUCCACACACAGGUGAAUUCAACACAGCUCAUACUGUCUCACUUCUUCAGGACCUUUAAACAGACACACCUAAUCAGGUGAAAGCUCAGUGAAGGAACUAUGGAGCCACUGCUGAGUGGAGAAGAUGCUGGUGAGGGAUGCUCAGGGGAGACAAGCAGGACAGCAGGAACAGGAAGAGAUUCACCUGGAAGAUCAGGAGCAGGUGGAGGUGAAAUAGUGGCAGAACAUCUCAGUCUUAAAGACUUCCGAACACUACUGAAGUUAUUAAAUAUUACUCUGCCUAAGAAAGUUCUGAAUGAUGAUGUCAUCGCUAAGUCCAAAAACUAUUACUUUAACAAAAAAGCAAACAUCAUCGCACAAAAACUGAAACACAAUAAACUGCAAUUUGUACUGACACCUCGACUGCAGUGCCGGACAGUCAAAACCGCCGAUAGUCACCGACGCCGUGAUAAAGUUCCGAAGUUCACAGAAAUGAUAUUUUUUAAAAAUAUGAAUAAAAAUGGGCAAACCUUAAAGCAAAGGUGGGAAAAAAUUCCCCUCGGUAAUCGGCGUGGACUCAGGAUGAAGGAAACAUACAGAGGAACCAAAAGUGCAGGUGGUGAGGAAACGGGGAACAAAAAAAAAACCCAAAACCAAAGGAAUGAAAUGAAAUGUUUACGAUUCUUCAUCAGAGAAAAUGGUCUUUCAGACGUGCGCUACAAAAGAGAACGCAAUAUAGAAUUUGAGUUUCUCUCAGGAAGGAUGGACUUUCUAAUAAAGACUAACUGUAAGGAACCUGAGAAAUCAAAGACCAUCAUACUCGAGUGUAAAGGUACGGCAGGUGACAUGGUGGGGAAGGUGUACAGCAAACCUGGAGAAGGUCACAAAGCUAAAUUAAUUCGUAAGCAUCAAUAUUAUGAGCAAACUCAGGCCUACCUGUACUUACUGAAAAAAACACAACGCCAUGCUGCUCCAGUCGAAGCUGCCAUGGUCUUCAGAGAACACCAGCAAGAUGAGGACGAUGAGGACGACGACAUGGAUGACGAGGACGAUCAGGAGGAGACAGAUGAGGAAGAAAAUCAGAAUGAUGAUAAGGAUGAGAAAUACAUGGUAUAUAAAGAAAAUCAAAAAGAACUAAAGGGAGACUUCUGCUACGACUAUGUGGAAGGAAACGGACGGUGGAUUGAAGAGCUGAACAAUUACUGCAAAGAGAAGGCACUGCCUCUAUACCUGGCUGUUCUCAAUAAGAUCUUCGAGAAAGCAGAGAAGAAGAAAAAAGAGAGAGAGACAGAGACAGACAGAGACAGAUAUAGAGACGGAGACAGAUAUAGAGGCGGAGACAAAUAUAGAGGCAGAGACAGAUAUAGAGGUGGAGACAGAUAUAGAGGCGGAGACAAAUAUAGAGGCAGAGACAGAUAUAGAGGCGGAGACAGAUAUAGAGGCGGAGUCAAAUAUAGAAGCGGAGACAAAUAUAGAGGCGGAGACAGAUAUAGAGGCGGAGACAGAUAUAGAGGUGGAGAAAGAUAUAGAGGCGGAGACGGCUGUAGAGGCGGAGAUGGAUAUAGAGGCGGAGACGGAUAUAGAGGCGGAGACGGAUAUAGAGACGGAGACGGAUAUAGAGGCGGAGAUGGAUAUAGAGGCGGAGACGGAUAUAGAGACAGAUAUAGAGGCGGAGACGGAUAUAGAGACGGAGAUGGAUAUAGAGGCGGAUAUAGAGGCGGAGACGGAUAUAGAGGCGAAGACAGAUAUAGAGACGGAGACGGAUAUAGAGGCGGAUAUAGAGGCGGAGACGGAUAUAGAGACGGAGAUGGAUAUAGAGGCGGAGAUGGAUAUAGAGGCGAAGACAGAUAUAGAGACGGAGACGGAUAUAGAGGCGGAGACGGACAUGGAGUUGGAGACGGAUAAAGAGGCGGAGACGGAUAUAGAGACGGAGACGGAUAUAGAGGCGGAGACGGAUAUGGAGGUGGAGACGGAUAUGGAGACGGAGACGGAUAUGGAGGCGGAGACGGAUAUGGAGGCGGAGACGGCCGUAGAGGCGGAGAUGGAUAAAGAGGCGGAGACGGAUAUAGAGGCGGAGACGGAUAUAGAGACAGCGAGAGAUUUCUGCAAUAACUUUCGUGUUCAUUUUACUCUUUAUUGUUUUUCUAUUCUUUUAUUUGUUGUUAUUGUUUGUCUUUAGAACUUUUAUAUUUAUUUGCUUUGGCAAUAUUGUUAAAACAGUCACACCAAUAAAGCACUCUUCAAACUUGAACUUAAGAGACAGAGACAGAGAUAAAAAGAGAGACAGAGAAUUGAAUUUAGCUAAAAUCUGUAUCACAUGAAUCCAAACAGAAGCCAUUCAGUCACAAGUUUACAUCCUCAGGGAGAAAAAAAGAGGGAGAGGAGGACUAUAUAAAGAACUCAGAGAAAAACAACUCUUUUUCAACCACACCACAGAGUGUCUUUUUGUUACACCAUAUAAAUUCAAAGGUCACAAGGUUAUGUGUUGAUUUAUAAAAACAAAAGUUAACUAAAAUUCUAGAUUCUCCAAAUAGCACCAGGACAUUUUAUCCAGCUCUUUAUUCUAUUUUAUUCUUUCUGAUAAUAUGAACAGCUACUAUAAAUGUACAUGUUUAGAUGGCUGACUACUUUUAUGCUUGUUAUGUAUGUAAUGAACUAUAUCAAAUAUUGCUGAUAAAUGAGACUCAGACUAAAGGCUGAACUACUCCCUCACCCUGGAUGCUCCUCAAUACUCAAAGUGAUGCUUCCUCGUUUCCUCGCUCCUCUGAAAUCGAUCGAAGUCAGCCAUCUUGAAGGACAUAUCAGUUCUCUAAUUGCACCACGAGGAGGUGAGGAACGAGGAGUGGGGAAGCUUCCAGAGGAGCUAGGAGUGAGGAUACACAGGUUUAUCCUAUGCAGAAGUGUUUUUUCUUGAAAAACCUGAUGCACGUAUAAAUUCCCCUCCUCCUUAACAUCUGCCACAAUCUCCAACAAAAAGUACUUUGAAGAUGUGAUGGGAUUUUGUGUGAAAUAUAAUUAAAUCAUAAUGUACUUACAAUGAGUGUUGUAAUUCAUUGAUCCUUGUAUGUUUAGAUAUGCAACGCGGCACAAAAGA
Ictalurus punctatus (channel catfish) is the source of this 3194-nucleotide messenger RNA. RefSeq lists its product as uncharacterized. Bases 1656 to 2279 code for a protein of 207 amino acids. The record is from RefSeq and is a predicted model, not a curated record. The transcript is spliced from 2 exons. Lineage: Eukaryota; Metazoa; Chordata; Actinopteri; Siluriformes; Ictaluridae.